AGGCUUAUAGUCCAUUGUUGCUAAAUUAAAAGCGCCAGAAGAUACGGGAGCAUUCAACGCCUAAAGCAAAUACAAGUGUCAAAUGGAUCUAAAUAUCCAUUCACCGAUGCACAAACUUUUGAGGGCUGGUGGGCACUGGCAAGUGAUUGUGUCACUUGGACUUCUGUUUGUUGUGGUGCUGUGGUGGUCAUUCAAUAUUGGAGACACUAAAGAGAAAGACCAUGAGUCUGACCUGCCUUGGUACAAACACAUGUCUCUCCAGCCACAGCACAAGGACCGAGCCGACAGACUUGUUAACAAAGCACAAGCACAAGCACAAGCGUUCAAAAUCCCAGAGGACUUGGGUGCAGAGGAGUGGGACCGGAUACAGAGAGCCGUUCAGUGGGGUGGACCGGACCAGCAGGUUACCACUGUAAACAUGAGCACCAGUCCAGACCACACCACCUUUGUUAUUAAUAACUUUAAGGACAGUUACUCUGUGGGAGAGGAGCUCCAUGUCACCAUUGUUGCCAAGGACUUCACUGGAAGGCCGAAAACCUAUGGAGGAGAUUUCUUCAAAGUAAAGGUUUAUUCACCCAAAUUAAAGGCUAGUGUGUUUGGAGAGGUGCUGGAUCAUCAGAAUGGCACCUACUUGGCCCGGUUUACCCUACCAUGGGCGGGUGAGGCAUCGGUGGCGGUCCUCCUGGUUCACACCAGUGAGGCUGUAGAGAUCCUCAAGCGACACCGGGAAACAGACCCCGACCGUGGCUUCUACUAUGGCUACUUUGUGGGCAAGAACUCUCAGGGUGCUCAAGUGGAGGAGCAGGAGGCCUGCAACGUCAAAUGGGAGGGGGUGGCACUGCCUGGCGAUGGGCCCUGCUGCUGUGAAUACCCAGAUUUAAAGGCAAAGCUGACGUGGCACUGCCGUAAACCCCCAACUCUGCCAUGCAACACGCUGGUGUACCAUGGUAUGGGUACCCAUUAUGUGAAUCACUGGACAGACCUUGAGAAGGCAAUCAUGGCCGGGCAAUACGUGCAGCGUUGGAUCAAGGGUGAUUCACGUGUAAUUAGAGUUAAUGCCUCUAAUUCAACUAUGGGACAGAGAGAGCGAUGUAAACCUGGAAUGCCCACACCGAUCCCAGCAGGAUUCUACAUGGAUGACGUUUGGACGUCAUUUGUGUGUGCCACCCGUCAUUUUAACGCUGCCAAUGACAAAACUCAGUGUUUGAGGAACAAACACAUCUACAUGAUGGGAGACUCCACUCUCUUACAGUGGUACAACUUCAUCAUCAAUACCAUGCCAAGUUUCAGGCGCAUGAACCUACAUACCCACUCCCACAAUGGGCCUUUUUUGGCUGUGGAUCUGGGGAACAACAUCGACCUGCACUACCGCACGCAUGGUGUCCCCCGACGCAACCCCAAGGCCACGUUCACAGAUAUGCACUACAUUAGUAACGAGAUCGAUGGCAUGGCUGGUGGCUCACAAACUGUUGUCAUCUUCAACAUUUGGGCGCACUUCAAACUAUUCCCACACUCCUACUUUGCCCACCGGGUGUCCCAGAUCCGCCGUGCAGUCGUGGACCUCUUGAGACGUGCGCCAGCAACCAAGGUCAUCAUCAAGACAGCUAAUACAGGAUUCCCGGAUUUCGGUAGCGUUGACUGGCUAUCCUUGCAGCUGGAUCGAAUCCUGCGUGAAGUGUUCCGUGAUGUGGGAGUUUACAUCCUGGAUGUGUGGCAGAUGACCUCGUGUCACUAUAACAGAGAGGACGUCCAUCCUGGCCCAGUGAUCAUCAGAAAUGAAGUGGACCUUCUUCUCUCUUUUAUCUGCCCCGCAUAAGGAUGAUUAAGGGGCCCACAUGAUAUAUAUAUAUAUAUAUAUAUAUGUAUAUAUACAGUGGGGAGAAAAUGUAUUUGAUACCAUGCUAAAGUUGCCAAAAAAGAGGAAUAUAAAAUCAUCAUUUGACAAUAAAUCUUAAUGUCUUAAUUAAAAAAAAUGAGAAAAAUAAAACCGUGAAGUACACCAAUUUUCUUUGUGAUUGAAGAAUGUAUCGUAAAUAAAUAAAUGUCCUUCCUAAAUGCUAGGGGAAGGAAGUAUUUGACCCCAUAUGUAACUCUAUGGGAAUUUAACACAUAGAUUUAACAGGCAGAUUUUUAUUUUUUAAGGCCAGCUAUUUCAUGGAUCCAGGAUUAUGCAUCCUGAUAAAGUUCCCUUGGCCGCACUCUCUACCUACUUUUAUGCCACUUACCUUUUCUGAUUGGCGGAUCUUCUGUGCCAGUGGUUCAAUAGCCAGAGCAAACAGUGAAGGGGAUAGGGGACAUUCCUUGUUCCUCUUGUGAUUUGGAUCUUCUCUGACAAAGUCCCUUUGAGAAGACAUAGGCUGUAGGUGUCUUGUAGAUAGUCUGGAUAAUUUUUAUUAUUUCUUUUGGGAAAUUGUAGGCUUCCAAUACUGCAUAGAGAUAGGACCACUCAUGCCGAUCAAAUGCUUUUUCUGCAUCGACUGCCAUUAAUGUUGGAUCCUUUCAUGUUGUUUUUCCUUUUUAGCAAACUAUUAAUGAUAUGCUCUUACAUUACUCAUUAGGUUUCUACACCUUUGUAAUUAUUUUAUUAUCACCGUUGAGUAGUCUAAUUGUCUAAUUGGUUUAAUACAUUCUCUUACUGGUUUAGAGAUUACAGUAAUAAGUCUGGUACAUGGAUGGAGGGAGUGUGUCCUUGGGACUAACAUAUGAUAUUACUUCCAUAAACAGUGAUUUUGCUUGUGUCCAAAAUGUUGCGUAAAAUUCUACUGGUAGUCCAUCCAUACCAGGCGCAUUACCUGCUAAAACAGGAAUAUAAAAUCAUCAUUUGACAAUUGAUCUUAAUGCCUUAAUUUAAAAAAUGAGUAAAAAUAAAACCACCAAGGACACCUUAGCGGUUUUAUUUUUACUAUUUUUUUUUUAUUAAGGCAUUAAGAUCAAUUGUCAAAUGAUGAUUUUAUAAUCCUCUUUUUAGGCAACUUUAGCAUGGUAUCAAAUACAUUUUCUCCUCACUGUAUAUUGCUGCCUUCUUGCUUGUGUUCCUCUGAUAAGUGUUUUAUACUCACAGUUUCCAAAAAAUUGUUGUCUUUAACAUCAUAUUGUUCCAAAGAGUAUAAUUUUUCAUAAAAUGAGGCAAAUUGUUGAUUAAUCAUUUUGUUAAGAUAAUCAUUCAUAUGUUAAGUUAUAUAUGUAAUAAAUUCUUCCUCC
Messenger RNA from Sardina pilchardus (European sardine), 3201 nucleotides. Its product is annotated as NXPE family member 3-like. The transcript is spliced from 8 exons. NCBI's taxonomy places the organism in Eukaryota, Metazoa, Chordata, Actinopteri, Clupeiformes, Clupeidae. The coding region runs from base 83 to 1816 and encodes 577 amino acids. The record is from RefSeq and is a predicted model, not a curated record.